GCAGAGCAAAAGGAAAACAUUUCAACUCAACAAACCACUGCGACUAGUUAAAGCACUUUAACUACAGUUUUUCAAGUGACUAAGAUGUAUCAAACUGAAACCAGCGCGGUUCUUAAGAAUGUGGGAGCCGAUGCAGAACUCAUCUCUAAUAACAACUUAAAUAACAAGAUGGAUCUGCUGACUCUGGUCAAAGUCAGUGAGGGAAGAUUCUGGCCCAUACCAAAGUACAAGCCUAUGGAGUUCAGCCUGUCUGAGCUGGCCGAGCUUGAGGAGGAAGAAGACACAUGUAAAGAUUAUAAUGAGGAGGUCUUGGUGAAGGAUUUCACGACUACUAUGGAGACAAAGGGAAGUGGAGAAAUUGGUGGGGGAGAUGAUAUUGUGGGUAAAGCCAAAAUUGAGGCAACUGGUGAUACCGUGGAUGGACUGGAACAACCUGUGAGCAUUAUAAAAAAGAAAGCCGACAUUAAAAAACUGAGGAACAAGUUCAGUGGCAGGAAAAUAAAGAAGGAAAACAUGGAGUUACUGGGACUGAAGGACAAUGACAAACUGACUUUUGUUUACCAGAAAGUUUACAACAGCGGGCCUGUCAAGAUGAUUCGAAAGUCUAACAAGAGUGGGUCCAUCUCAGCCUCCUGUCAGAAGAUGCUGCAUGUUCUUAUAAAGGGCAGCAAGAAGGAGGUGACGAGCUUCACUGUGCCGGAAAACUCCACCUUUGGUUUUGGUCUCAUGGAGCUAAAGAUGGAUGAUGAGGAGCUGAAAAUCACAUGUGAACCCUUUACUCAUAAAACAGGUUUAUUCGGUCUGUUUGCCAACGAUGCCAUCAACUCCAAAGAGAUGCUGCACAAAGUGAAAGAAGAACUGGAGACGAAGGAUCAUCUUCUGCUGCCGCUCGGAGAGCUUCCCGAGUCGACCCGUCGUGAUCUGCUGAAGAAGCUCAGCGAGCUUGCUGAGGACGGAGAUACUCUCUCUCUGCUGGAACAGACACUGGACCAGUGCACUAAAGGAACCUCUGAGCAUGUCCCGUCUGAGGCUGUCUCCUCCUUCAUGGACCUUCUUGAUAUCUCAAACAUCUCCAGUGCUGUGAAGGAUGCUGUUCACCUGUUGGUCAGCACAUUGGACACUCUGCCAGAUGAAGUGCCACCACUUCUGACCUGCUGCAGUCCAGACACUCUGAGAGUGCUCAACCAGCUGGUGGAUGGUCUGAAGGACAGUCGGGCCAAACUGCCAGAGUCCCUGCCCGUCCCCCUGCAGGAGGGAGGGGAGCUCCGCUGGGCGGCCGAGUUCAUCUGUUUGAACGAUCAGAAGCUGAAAGAGUUGAGUGACGGCUGGGACCGGCCCGAGCUGCCCCCAGAGGUUCUGCUGGAGGUUCUGUGCCUCGCUGUGCAGGGACUCAGCCUGAUGCAGCCCACAACAAACCCUUAA
This is a messenger RNA of Pundamilia nyererei, 1422 nucleotides long. RefSeq lists its product as uncharacterized. The transcript is spliced from 11 exons. Gene Ontology annotation, biological process: programmed cell death. NCBI's taxonomy places the organism in Eukaryota, Metazoa, Chordata, Actinopteri, Cichliformes, Cichlidae. The record is from RefSeq and is a predicted model, not a curated record. The coding region runs from base 85 to 1422 and encodes 445 amino acids. Gene Ontology annotation, cellular component: cytoplasm.